This is a messenger RNA of Ostreobium quekettii, 1632 nucleotides long. The record is from the annotation of a GenBank genome assembly. NCBI's taxonomy places the organism in Eukaryota, Viridiplantae, Chlorophyta, Ulvophyceae, Bryopsidales, Ostreobiaceae.
AUGCCGGUGGAGGAAGUUAUUGUGCACAACUUGGGGCGCCUGUUUGGAGGGAUGGAGCUCCUUGGAGUUCAUGCAUUCCGUGUCACACGCAAUGCUGAAUUGGAGCGCCACGAAGAGGAAGCUGAUGAUCUGCUGGACAUGAUUUCAGAUGAGCUGAGGGAAAGGAGGUUUGCACCUUUUGUUCGCUUGGAGGUCGAUGCAAAGAUGCCCAGUGAUCUUGCUGAGUUCCUUGCAGCAGAGCUGGACUUGAACUAUGGCCAGGAUGUGUAUCGAAUGGAGGGGCUGGUUGAGCAGUACGACCUGCUCACAAUUCCGGAUUCUCCCCAUAAGCUGGAAAACAGGCUGAAGUACGCAGCUUGGUCACCAGCCACCCAUCCUCGAUUAAAAUCCACUGGGAAGCGUCAAAAGAAGCACAGCCACAAGAGGGUUGUCUCAUCACUGUCCAAUUACAAAGAAGAUGCACAGAGCAUAUUUUCUGUCCUGAGGGAAGGAGACCUCCUGGUGCACCAUCCGUACCAGGGGUUCACUUCGUCAACACAACGAUUUGUUGAAGAGGCUGCAGAAGAUCCGCAUGUGCUGGCCAUCAAGGCCACCCUCUACAGGACAACGUCCAAGAGCCCGAUCAUCUCAGCACUUCUCAAGGCCAAGGAAAAUGGCAAACACGUGGCUGUGCUGGUUGAGUUGAAGGCCCGCUUUGAUGAAGCAAGGAAUGUUAGUUUUGCCCAGAGACUGGAAGAAGCUGGAUGCAACAUCGCAUAUGGCCUUGUGGGAGUGAAGACCCAUGCAAAGACCACUCUUGUGGUCCGUCGAGAGCGGUCUGCGCCCAAUGGCUUGAGGUGUUACUGCCACAUUGGGACUGGGAACUACAACCCCAAAACAGCCAAAGUCUAUACCGACUUUGGGCUGCUGACAUGCGACCCUGACCUUAGCAGCGAUGUUGUGGACCUUUUCAAGCUUCUUACUGGACUGCACUCCCAGGCAGCCGUUGGAGGAUACAAAAAGCUGGUGGUGGCCAGUGAAUACAUGAGGCAGCAUUUCUACAAACUUAUUGAUAGGGAAAUUGAGAAUGCGUCGAAAGGAAAGCAAGCAGCAAUUUGUGUGAAAGUCAAUGGACUGGACGACCAGGAGACUGUCCUGAAGCUGUACGAGGCAUGCAAGGCUGGUGUGCGUGUGGAUGCUAUUGUUCGAGGCAUCUGCCGGCUACGUCCCAGAGUGCCUGGCGUGAGCGACAACAUGCGUGUGGUUAGCACAGUUGGUCGCUUUCUUGAGCACAGCAGGGUGUUCUGCUUCUACAAUGAUGGGAAACCCCUGUACCUCAUCAGCUCAGCAGAUUGGAGGAAGCGUAACCUGGUGAGCCGCGUUGAAGUCGCAAGCCCAAUUGAAGAUGAGAGGUUGAAAGCGCAGCUCAGAGACAUCCUUGCGCUUUGUCUGUAUGAUACCAAGGACGCCUGGGAAAUGAUGGCUGAUGGAAGGUGGGUGCCGUAUCACUGCGCAAAGUGUUCAUGGCUCCACCUUGCUGUUUGUGGUGUUGCUUCCACACACCCGGGUAUCUGGCAUUGGGAUGUGGCAGUGGACGCUUUUUACAUGGAUUUGACAAGGCAGUUGAUUUGGCAGACACUCCAUGCACAAUGA